CUUCGCCUAGAACAACGAAAACUCAACUCUUCUAUUUUAAUACAUUAUGGUUCGCUGCUUUCGCCAGUGCGAUAGGGUUGUUCUUGCCGUUGCUCAGCGCUAUUUACGAGUACCGCAAUGAUCCGAUCGUUCUUGGGAAAAGUGUGAGUCUUUGCGCGGCCGUCGCUCAGGUGACUAUUAAAAUGAUCAUGUGUCGUUCGCAGCAGAAGCAAUUUCAGGUGCUGUACUUUGACAUGGAGGAAUUCUGCAAACGUGCCACGCCGUCUGAAAGAAUCGUUCUCCAACGUUACGUGGACAGAUACAAAUACUUCCAUGGCGUUUACACGCUGUGGUGCUUUCUCACCACGGUGUUCGUCAUAAGUGGCCCAUUGUACUCACCGCAGACCUUCCCGACGCACGCGAUAUAUCCAUUCUCGGUGGAACGUCAGCCACUGAAAUGUUUCAUAUUUUUCCAUCAAUCGUUGGUUGGCUUUCAGGUGUCGUCCGGUAUGGCCACCGAUACUCAGGUAGCUCUUCUCUUGCGAUACACGGCUGCGAGGUUCGAGCUUCUCGCGAUGCAGUUGCAUGCCGCCAAGUCUGGCCGUGAGUUGAACGCCUGUAUAAAAGAGCACAGUGAGCUUCUUAGGUAUACAAGAAAAGUGUGCGAGAGCGUCAGAUUUUUGGUAUUGGCGACAGUCGCGACGACAACCAUAGCCGUGAUAUUUGGCAGUUUAAAUUUGGUCACUGACCAGCCGCUGCCAUUGAAAAUUCUUUACGCGAUCAUAGUAUUUAGCGCCAGUGUGGAGCUCUUCAUGUACGCUUGGCCCGCUGACAAUCUGAUGCGUAUGAGUGCAAGAAUUGCUAUAGAUGCCUACAAUACUAAUUGGUUCGAAAGUGACUUGGCGAUGCAGAGGAAGAUAUAUUUCAUCAUUCGGAGGUCUCAAAAGCUGGAAAUUAUUCGUAUCAAUGGUAUCGUGCCAAGGUUAUCAUUGCUUUACUACGCAAAGUAUUUGUACAAAUCCACCUCCUAUUUUGCCGCACUGAGAAUCAUUGUUGAAAAAUGAACGUCGAUUGAAAUCAUUUGGAACACUAUGCGAAAUAACGAGUGUUGUGCUAUGAUAUUGUGCAACAAAAAGGUUUCUCAGAAAGA
Molecule: messenger RNA, 1129 nt
Organism: Osmia bicornis bicornis
Lineage: Eukaryota; Metazoa; Arthropoda; Insecta; Hymenoptera; Megachilidae
Product: putative odorant receptor 85d
Exons: 6
Coding region: 183-1043 (286 amino acids)
Biological process (GO): sensory perception of smell; detection of chemical stimulus involved in sensory perception of smell
Cellular component (GO): plasma membrane
Molecular function (GO): olfactory receptor activity; odorant binding
Source: RefSeq, a predicted model, not a curated record